AUGUCCACAGUGACCUGCACCAAUAACUAUACCUUGGUGUCAGACAGUGGAGAAUACUGGUGUGAAGCUGCAGGAGGAGAGAGAAGCAACACAGUCACCAUCACAGUCACUGGUGGCUCUGUGAUCCUGGAGAGUCCAGUCCUCCCUGUGAUGGAGGGAGAAUCUGUGUCUCUGCGCUGUAGAACCAGGAAGAACGUCUCCGACCUCACGGCUAAUUUCUAUAAAGAUGGCCUCCUCAUUGGGAACAGCUCUACAGGAAACAUCACUAUUGAAAGUGUUUCCAGGUCUGAUGACGGCCUCUACAAGUGUAACAUCUCUGGAGCUGGAGAGUCUCCACAGAGCCGGCUGAUGGUCACAGGUGGCUCUGUGAUCCUGGAGAGUCCAGUCCUCCCUGUGAUGGAGGGAGAAUCUGUGUCUCUGCGCUGUAGAACCAGGAAGAACGUCUCCGACCUCACGGCUGAUUUCUAUAAAGAUGGCCUCCUCAUUGGGAGCAGCUCUACAGGAAACAUCACUAUUGAAAGUGUUUCCAUGUCUGAUGACGGCCUCUACAAGUCACUUCACAAAGAGACCAGUCCAUCCACAGAUCACUCUGUUUAUAUCUUCCUCCCCUUCAGGACUGUGUUCAUCACUGUGUCAUUGGUUCUGCAGCUGUUGGUGGUAGCACUCUUUCACUUUGGGAAGGGUUCCCAUGACGACUGGAUUCAGGUCCUCCACAAGGUAAAGCCCUUCGUCUUCAUACAGAGACUCCGCCUGCAUGUCCUAGUAAACAAAACAGCUGAACCUGGAGCCACUGUCAUUCUGCCAUGCCGAGCUCCCAGCAGCACAAACAUCAUAGUUGUAGAGUGGUCCAGACCUGAACUGGGGACAGAAUAUGUCUUCAUGUUCCGGGACAGGCGUUCUGUUCCUGAAAACCAGCAUCCAUCUUUUCAGAACCGGGUGGACCUGAACGACAGACAGAUGAAGGACGGUGACGUUUCCAUGAUACUGAAGAAUGUGACGAGUAAUGACACAGGAAAAUAUGAGUGUCGAGUCGAUGAAGGAAGAACAAACCGCUGGAAGAGAGCAAAUUUAAAUACUGAGAGCAUCAGCAUCAUCUACCUGGAUGUUCAUCAGUCAGGUCACACAGCUAGAGACAGAGAGGAUGGAGGAAACAAAACUCUUCUUAUUGGUGUGUCUGUUGCUUUGUUUGUUGCUUUGCUUGUUGCUGUGCUUGUUGGUUUUAUGAUCUGUAGAAAACGUAGAGGUUCAUACCAACCUCCUGCUGAUGAAACACUGUGAAACUGAAAUGAAACACUGAUAAGGAAACAUUUCACAUACACUUUUAUUGGUUGUUACACAGAGUUCAUGGUCUGUUUUUGUC
Messenger RNA from Seriola dumerili (greater amberjack), 1360 nucleotides. RefSeq lists its product as uncharacterized. NCBI's taxonomy places the organism in Eukaryota, Metazoa, Chordata, Actinopteri, Carangiformes, Carangidae. The transcript has 7 exons. Gene Ontology annotation, molecular function: transmembrane signaling receptor activity. Bases 1 to 1278 code for a protein of 425 amino acids. Gene Ontology annotation, biological process: cell surface receptor signaling pathway. The record is from RefSeq and is a predicted model, not a curated record.